AAACAUUGUCAAUUACUUAAAUUUGAAAACUAUGUUUAGAAAACGAUGAGUUGACUAAAGCUUUCAUAAUUUUAGAACUUUUGUUUCAGAUUUAGCUUUUACUUUAAAAAUGCAUUUUUUUCUGUAGUGGAUACCGUAAAUUUGCGGAUUGGUAGGUCAGAAGUUGUAUCUAUUAACCUCCUAACCACACAGUGAACGCGGCAUUUGACUCGGCAGCAGGAGAGCUCAAAGGGGGUUUGAAACUGUUAGGAUUCCUUAAAUUCAACCGGUAAUUAUAUAUAUGUUUGUAUCCUACAUUAUGAACUUAAAUGUAAAACAAGAAUCCUUUUUUAAUCUGCGACAUUACGAAUAGCUGUCUGUUUGUUUGUUCGUUUUUGCUCAAAGUAAAAUAAAGUUAGCCGUAUAUUACUGUGCUAAAAUGCCCACUGAGGUAAAGCAGAGAAAAAAGACGCAGGUACAUAAACAGAGUGACGAACCACCAGAAAGUUCGUCAGCAAACUGCAAAGAUGAAGCAGAAAAGAUGAAAACGGAAGACGGAGGCAACAAAGCAUCGAAUAAAACGUCUCCGGGUCCGGACUUGAAGAGUUUGCUGUGUUUGCUGUCGCUUGCAGUCUGCGGAGCUCUCGGCUGGGUGGUGCUGCAGCAGAACGAGAGGUUCUCCCAACUUGAAGAAAAGUACAGGUCUCUGCAUGGAAAAACCUCCAGCAUGUUGGACACGCAGGAAGAGAUUGCCAAAGUAUCUAAAAAGCUUGCCGCUUCUGAGGAUGACCUACAGGAAGCGCUCUCCGCCGUCUCCCUGACAACAAGACUCCAGCAAGAGAUCUCCACCCUCCACGCGGUCGUGAUGGAGAUGCAGGCCGAGGAGAACUCCGCCUCCCACGACCUGCAGACGGUCAAUGCCCGCUUCCUCAACGUGACGGAGACGUGGCAGCAGCGCCUAGCCAGCAUCACCUCUGACCUGGCCGGCCUCAAGGCCGAGUCUCGGGAUGCUCACGCCGGAGCCGCCGAGCGGGUGAACGAGGCCGAACGGAGGGCUCGGCAGCUCGCAGAGAGGCUGGAGGAGCUGGAGGACAGCACGAAGAGGAACGCCCGGGUCCUGGAGCGCACCGAGGAGGACGACGCCAAGCGAGCGCAGGAUCAGCUGGACUGGAACACCAAGCAGAUCCACAAACUGGAGGAGCAAAUCAGCGGCCUGGUCAAGAACAAGGCUGAGCUGAGCUCUCAGCUGGAGGAGCACGUGCCCCGGGCACAGGCCUGUGAGGAGCACCUGCCCCAGGUAGAGGAGGCGGUGCGCUCCAUCCUGAAACUGGGCGGCGACCUGAGCGGGGCGGAGAAGAGGCUGGAGGAGGUCACUCUGCAGGUGUUUGGGACGGAGGACAGCAUGCUGAAAGCACUGAAUGAAAUCCUUGAGAUCAGACAGGAGCUGGACACCCUGCAGGCUCAAAACAGCAUCCUGAAAAUGAAGAAUGAGUUGUCCGUGGUGAAAGAGGCUGUACGUGAACUCACCAUGGUCCUGAGGGAAGGUAGGGCUGAAAGCCAAAUGGACCCAGAAACCUUGGAGGGAGAGGGAUGGACAGAUGAAGAGGAGGAGGAGGAGUUGCCAGUAAACAACCAGGACGAACCAGCUGAACUUCCUCAUGAUGACUUCAAUGUAUGAUAUCGAUUUGUAGUAAAUAGGGAAAAAAGAGACCAUGCAAUCCCACAUUACUCCCUGGAAAAUAAUGUUAGGCCAAAUCAGUAUUAAAGUUUAGUUUAAGUAGGUUUUCUUACCUCAGUUUAAUAAAUAUAAGAAAAUUAAUCAGGAACAUCAUAACUCAGACGUUGGCCAGAUUGUAACCUGCUCUUAGACUCACAUGCACUGUAUUUACCAGAAGCACAGUUAGCCUUGUACAUACAUUUGUCAUUUGCACUGUCUUUUUUUUAUAUGUUAGAGAUGUUUGCGCAAUUCAUCGACCAUUUGUCCAGCUCCAGAAUUUCAAUUGUAAUCUGUUUUUAAUUAGUAAUCUUUUUCUCUUGUAUGGUUCUACUUUUGGAAAAGAUGUGAUAUGAGAAUGUUUUAAUUUGCAAAUAAGUCAUGACUUUCAGGCUUCUGCCAUCUGACCUGACACAGAAACAGCCUCUGCAGGUGUAAAAUAAUACAUACAUUUUUUGGGGGGACUGUAAUCUUUGAACUUUUUCAAUAAAACCACCUUUUUUUUAAAAGUCAAUUUG
This is a messenger RNA of Menidia menidia (Atlantic silverside), 2211 nucleotides long. NCBI's taxonomy places the organism in Eukaryota, Metazoa, Chordata, Actinopteri, Atheriniformes, Atherinopsidae. The record is from the annotation of a GenBank genome assembly.